This is a messenger RNA of Macrosiphum euphorbiae (potato aphid), 2658 nucleotides long. Lineage: Eukaryota; Metazoa; Arthropoda; Insecta; Hemiptera; Aphididae. The record is from the annotation of a GenBank genome assembly.
AUGGGAGCUAAUAAAAAGCUUAGUGGUUCAGGAUAUAGAAAGCAAGCAAAAUUAAAACAAUUAAAACAUGUUGAAUUAAUUAAGACUUGUAGAAAAUUAGAUGGUAUAUUCAAGCCAUCAACUAUUCCAAAUACAGAUGAUAAACUAGAGAUAUUAAACCAAGGUAAGCAAAUACAAAUGAACCCGGAUUAUUCAAUUGUAAAUAAUUCUGAACAGCAUGAACCUACACAAAUUAGUGGAAAUAUUGAGACAGAAAAUACAGAUGAUAAACUAGAGAUAUUAAACCAAGGUACACAAAUACAAAUGAACCCGGAUUAUUUAAAUGUAAAUAAUUCUGAACAGCAUGAACCUACACAAAUUAGUGGAAAUAUUGAGACAGAAAAUAGUGUUUCUGAGAUAAAUACUGAUAUAUUGUUAUCUAAGAAUAAUGAAGUUAUUGCUGAUGUUUUGUUUGAGCUUGAGCCUAAUGAUAAUCCUGGAUGUGAUCCUGCUUUAUGGAAAAUAAACGAGUUAACUAUAGAAUAUAUUUGUGUAAACGGAUUUUCUCAAGAUUUAAAUGAUUUAAAUUUUACCAAGUCUAAGCGAGCAUAUACAAAAGUUCACAAAGGAUCUACUAAAACCUACUAUAGGUUUUGCAAUAAAAACUAUUGGAAUACAAGACUAACUAAUGGUGAUUCAUUUAAACGUAAUUUCAUUUUGUAUUCAGAAAGUAAGGGUGUAAUUUACUGUAUCCCAUGCUUGUUGUUUGGAAACCUAAAUUCACCUUCAUUUGCUUCAAAAGUAUUUUCAAACUGGAAAAGAGCCGAUGAGCUCAUAUCACAACAUGAAAAUUCCUUAAAACAUCGUUCAAAUAUUCUAGCAAUGAAAAACCGAGGACAAAUACUUCAAAGAAUUGAUCAACAAAUAAUACAACAAAUUGAAAAUGAACGUAUGUACUGGAUCAAUGUUUUAAAAAGAGUAGUGGCAAUUGUUAAAACAUUGGCAUCAAGAGGUUUAGCAUUCAGAGGACAUACUUCAAAAAUUGGAUGUCCACAUAAUGGAAACUUUAUGAUGGCACUUGAGUUAUUAGCUGAAUUUGACCCUUUUAUCUCAAACCAUAUUUCCACAAACGGUAAUCCUGGUAAAGGUCAUACCUCAUAUUUAUCAUAUUAUAUUUAUGAGCAGUUUAUUUUAUUAAUGUCUAAAAAAGUAGAAAAUACUAUUAUUCAGGAUGUCAAUACUUCACGAUAUUUUUCAAUAAGUGUUGAUUCAACACCUGAUAUUACCCACACUGAUCAACUUUCUUUAGUUGUACGAUAUAUUGAUGAAAGUGGAAAUGUAUUUGAGCGUUUUUUAUGUUUUAUGAAUAAUGUUGGACACAAAGCAGAAAAUAUGGCUGAAGCAGUGAUAACAAUUCUGAAUAAGUACAAUUUGAAUCUUAACUAUUUAAGGGGGCAGUCAUACGACAAUGCGAGUAACAUGUCAGGUAGUUACUCUGGAUUACAAGCUAGAAUAAAACUGAUAAAUCCAUUGGCCAAGUUUGUUCCCUGCUCGGCUCGUUCAUUAAAUUUAGUGGGACAAAAUGCGGCUAGCUGUUGUAGAGAAGCUAUUCAUUUUUUUAACUUUCUUCAAAACUUGUACACAUUCUUUUCGGCAUCAACUUACCGUUGGCAGAUUUUAAAUUCUUCAAUCAAGAGAAUGUCAGAUACAAGGUGGUCUGCAAGAGAUGAUGCGUGUCAUUCAUUGAAUAAAAAUUGGUCUUCUAUUGAAAAUGCUUUAAUUAAGAUUGGAGGAAAUGAAAAAGAAAAACCAGCUAUUCGAUGUGAAGCAAAUGGCAUACUCAAAAUACUUAAAUCUUUAGAGACAUCCUUCUUAUCAAUUUUUUGGGGAGACAUAUUACAUAGGUUUAAUAUAGUUAGCAAAAAACUUCAAAGUGUAAAUAUUGAUUUAAGUGUUGUUGUUGAGCUUUAUCAAUCACUAAUUAACUAUGUUGGUGAUGUUCGUACAGAUAAAGACUAUUCGAAUUUUAAAAAUACUGCUAUUGAUAAAUGUGGUAUUAUGAACUUCAGAACAACUGCAAAACGACAAAAAAAAAUUAAAAAAUGUAGUGAUGACAGUUCAACAGAAAACAUUGUCACUGAUUUUAAAAUAAAUACAUAUUUUGUAAUUUUAGAUCAAUUGAAGUCAGAAUUGUUGAAAAGAAAAAUUGCAUAUGACAGCCUUUUAAAAAAUUAUUCCUUUUUUUUUAAAUUAACUGAAUUGACAGCAGCAGACAUUAGGAUAUCUGCUGAUAUUUUAAGAAAUGAAUAUAAUACAGAUUUGGGAACUUCAUUUUCCAAUGAAUGUAUUCAUUUUGGCAGCUACAUAAAAACAAUUUCCAAUCCUCCACAGAGUAUACAAGAUAUGUUAAUAUUUAUAAGGAAAAAUGAGCUAAAGGAUAUCUUUCCUUAUGUGGAUAUUGCUUUGCGAAUGUUGUUAUGCACUCCAGUUAGCAACUGUUCAACCGAGAGAUCUUUUUCAGUCCUAAAACGUAUAAAAUCAUACUUAAGGUCAAGCAUAGGAGAAGAAAGGUUAUCUGCAUUAGCAAUUAUGAAUAUAGAGGCUGAUAUCACUACAACAAUAAGCUAUGAUAAUAUUAUUCAAGAAUUUGCACAAGACCGUGCACGUCGAAAAAUAUAA